Molecule: messenger RNA, 833 nt
Organism: Prorocentrum cordatum
Lineage: Eukaryota; Dinophyceae; Prorocentrales; Prorocentraceae
Source: the annotation of a GenBank genome assembly
CGUAAACUCUCGGAGGUCCGCCCGUCGUUGCACCUGGCGCGACAAGGCGUCCGCGCGAGACUUCGAAAGCUCGUAGAUUUUCGUGUCGUAAUUCCUCCCCUAACAGAAGGUCCCCGCCCGAUCCUCAGCCCUCCUGGACUGUCGGUGCUGGGGCUUCCCCGCGCGACGCGGCCACGCGCCCGGAGCGGCCGCGGGGGGGGCUCAGGGCGAGGAGGCCAUGCUCUCCGCGGGCGCUGCGCGCACGGACUCCGCGCUCGGAGAGCUGGAGCGGCUCCGGGCCGCCCUCGCGGAGGUCGCGGGGCUGGGCUACACCGCCGCCAGCAGGGAGAAGGCUCUGCACGCGUUCGACGCCAUGCACAAGGCCUUGAUGAGACUCUGCACCGAGGAUGGGCUGAAGUUCGACAGUGACUUGGAGAGCAUAGAGCCAAAGCGCGACAUCCUGGCUUUCCUCGCUGAUGUCACUCGGACCAAGCCGUCCUUGCGGUCGCGCGUGGCCGCGGUGGAGAGGCGCCUGCUGGCCCUGCACGGUUGGCGCGAGGCCGCGCCAGUGGGUGCCAGUGAGCCGGCGCCCCCGCCGUGCGGAGCGGCCUUGUGGCCCCUGGCCGCCGCGUCUGUCGAGGUGCCUGCAGUGGCUUCCGCGGCAUCUACGCCCGUGGCAGCAGCGGCUCAGUGUGACGACGCGGCGGUGCCCGCCGCCUCGCCGCAGGCCCUGGUCGACCCGUGGGCGGUGCCCGCCGGCCCCUGGACGGCCCCGGCCGACCUCCGGGCGGCGCCGGCCGAUCCCUGGUCGAAGGCCAGCGCGAGCAGCUCGCCGGUGCGGAGGCGUCAGGCCG